GUCUUCGCGGGAUUUAUUUUCCAAACGCUGCCCUUUCCCCAGCCUUCGGGAGGCGCCCGUCCACCCGGGACGUGCAUGGCGUGGCGGUGGGUACACGGUGUGUUCCGUGUUGAAGGCUCAGCUGUUCCGCCUGCGAUGAUUUAAGCACGCAAGACAAGUAUGCGGUUUGUCCAGCCGCGCGCUGCGCCGGAGGAGCAGCGGAGAAAGGCAGCGGGUUUGAGCGGGAGCAAAAGAAAAUGGUAGGCGCGCGCAGUUAAUUCAUGCUGCGCUCUGACUGUUUACAUCCGAUCGCUCGGCGCACUGGAGUGCCAGGCAGAAAGGGCCGAGUCUCCUCCCAACCUCCCCCCCACCCACCCCCGCCCAGCCAGUCCUCCGCAGAAGCGCCCCUCCCCGGCUCCCAAAGCGGAGGGCGGGGGAGAGAGAAAAAAGAUCCUCUCUCGCGAAUCCCCGCCCACCGGCCCUUUAUAUGCGAGGGUCUGCGCGGUCGAGGACCCCCGAGCUGCGCUCUCCCCGCCGCAGCUGCCGCCGCCGGCGUCGCGCCCCGGCUGCUGCCUGGCGCCCUGCCGGCUUCGGGAAGGGCAGGGCUAUUCAGGGGCUUGGCGGGAAAAAGAGAACAGAGGGAGGGAUCGUGCCUAGCUCUGUAUAAAAGCCGGUUCUUGGGGCUUUAUCUGACUCUCUGUAGUAAUCCUAGCAAGAGGCAGAGGGAGCGAGCGGGCGCGCCCGCCUGGGUAGAAGAGCAGAGCGAGGCGAGCGAGCCGAGUCGCGCUCCGGGCGCCCGGGGAAGGGAGAUCCGGAGUGAAAGGGUGCUUCGCCUCCGGCCCACCCCACCCUGCCCGCCGCCCCCUGCCAGCGGUGCGCAACCCCCCGCCGCACCCGCUAAACUUUGCCGGUUGCGGCGGGCGGACACUGUUCCCUGGAACUUACAACACCCGAGCAAGAACGCGACUCUCCGGUCCGCCUAUUUGGGGAAACACUUCUCCCCUACGCUGCCCGGGACCCGCUCCUCUGAAAGGGCGCUCCUCGCCGCUUUUCGGACGCUGGAUUUCCUUCGGAUAGUGGAAAACCCGGCUGCCGCGAUGCCCCUCAACGUCAGCUUCGCCAACAGGAACUAUGACCUCGACUACGACUCGGUGCAGCCCUAUUUCUACUGCGACGAGGAGGAGAACUUCUACCAGCAGCAGCAGCAGAGCGAGCUGCAGCCGCCGGCGCCCAGCGAGGAUAUCUGGAAGAAAUUCGAGCUGCUGCCCACCCCGCCGCUGUCCCCGAGCCGCCGCUCGGGGCUCUGCUCGCCCUCCUACGUCGCCUUCGCGUCCUUCUCCCCCCGGGGGGACGACGACGGCGGCGGCGGCAGCUUUUCCACGGCCGACCAGUUGGAGAUGGUGACCGAGCUGCUGGGAGGAGACAUGGUGAAUCAGAGCUUCAUCUGCGACCCGGACGACGAGACCUUCAUCAAAAACAUCAUCAUCCAGGACUGCAUGUGGAGCGGCUUCUCGGCCGCCGCCAAGCUCGUCUCGGAGAAGCUGGCCUCCUACCAGGCUGCGCGCAAAGACAGCGGCAGCCCGAGCCCCGCCCGCGGGCCCGGAGGCUGCCCCACCUCCAGCUUGUACCUGCAGGACCUGACCGCCGCCGCCUCCGAGUGCAUCGACCCCUCCGUGGUCUUCCCCUACCCGCUCAACGACAGCAGCUCGCCCAAGCCCUGCGCCUCCCCCGACUCCGCCGCCUUCUCUCCGUCCUCGGACUCUCUGCUCUCCUCGGCGGAGUCCUCCCCGCGGGCCAGCCCCGAGCCCCUGGCGCUCCACGAGGAGACACCGCCCACCACCAGCAGCGACUCUGAGGAAGAACAAGAGGAAGAAGAAGAAAUUGAUGUCGUUUCUGUGGAGAAAAGGCAGCCCCCUGCCAAAAGGUCGGAAUCGGGGUCACCCUCUGCCGGAGGCCACAGCAAACCUCCUCACAGCCCGCUGGUCCUUAAGAGAUGCCACGUGCCCACCCAUCAGCACAAUUACGCAGCGCCCCCCUCCACUAGGAAGGACUACCCAGCCGCCAAGAGGGCUAAGUUGGACAGUGGCAGGGUCCUGAAACAGAUCAGCAACAACCGCAAAUGUAUCAGCCCCAGGUCUUCGGACACGGAGGAGAACGACAAGAGGCGGACGCACAACGUCUUGGAACGCCAGAGGAGAAACGAGCUGAAACGGAGCUUUUUUGCCCUGCGCGACCAGAUCCCAGAGUUGGAAAACAACGAAAAGGCCCCCAAGGUGGUUAUCCUUAAAAAAGCCACCGCGUACAUCCUGUCCGUCCAAGCAGGGGAGCAAAAGCUCAUUUCGGAAAAGGACCUGUUGAGGAAGCGACGAGAACAGUUGAAACACAAACUUGAACAGCUAAGGAACUCUUGUGCAUAAGUCCACCUAUUAGAGGGAGGAACUGGAGUUGCUCGUGAAUUCUCACUUGUUACUAAGGGAAAGUAAGGAAAAAGCUUCCUUCUCACAGAACUGUAGCAACUCCUCAUAUCUGAACUUGUUUCAAAUGCAUGGUCAAGUGCAACCUCACAACCUUGGCUGGGUCUUAGGAUUGAAAGGUUUAGCCAUAAUGUAAACUGCCUCAAAUGGAAUUUUGGGCAUAAAAGAACAUUUUUUUAUGCUUGCCAUCUUUUUGUUUGUUUGUUUUCCUUUAACAGAUUUGUAUUUAAGAAUUGUUUUUAAAAAAUGUGUCAAGUUUACCCCGUUUUCCUGUGUAAAUAUGGCCAUUAAAUGUAAAUAACUUUAAUAAAACGUUUAUAGCAGUUAUACAAGAAUUCAAACCAUGUAUUAUAAACCAUAAUUUUUUUUAUUUAAGUACAUUUUCCUUUUUAAAGUUGAUUUUUUCUAUUGUUUUUAGAAAAAAUAAAAUACGUGGCAAAUAUAUAAUUGAGCCAAAUCUUAA
Molecule: messenger RNA, 2916 nt
Organism: Lynx canadensis (Canada lynx)
Lineage: Eukaryota; Metazoa; Chordata; Mammalia; Carnivora; Felidae
Gene: MYC
Product: MYC proto-oncogene, bHLH transcription factor
Exons: 3
Coding region: 261-2396 (711 amino acids)
Biological process (GO): positive regulation of cell population proliferation; regulation of transcription by RNA polymerase II
Molecular function (GO): protein dimerization activity; DNA-binding transcription factor activity, RNA polymerase II-specific; RNA polymerase II cis-regulatory region sequence-specific DNA binding
Source: RefSeq, a predicted model, not a curated record